This is a messenger RNA of Alternaria arborescens, 456 nucleotides long. RefSeq lists its product as hypothetical. NCBI's taxonomy places the organism in Eukaryota, Fungi, Ascomycota, Dothideomycetes, Pleosporales, Pleosporaceae. The record is from RefSeq and is a predicted model, not a curated record. The transcript has a single exon. The coding region runs from base 1 to 456 and encodes 151 amino acids.
AUGACCGAGCCCGGUACAGCAUCCUGGGACGUGAGCAUCAGCGAGGCCGACUUUGCGAAGCUCAUAGCCGGUGUCGAAUCUCAAAGUAUGGAGGAAAGAUGGAACGUCUGGAGCGAAGAGGGGAGCCAUGGCGAGGACAUGCUCGUCCACUUUGCUCGAAGCUGGACAGGCCAGAAAGUGUAUAUACUUCAUUUGGAGGCGAAUGAGGGUGAUGGCAAUACCGGAGGAAAGAUCAAAGGUGUCACCUGGGCGCAGAAGCUAGGAGAAUAUCAUAUCUCGGAGGAGCAGGGCAAGAGGGACGCGACUAUCAUAAGCAGAGCCCUGCUCGGCUGCAAGGUCGAAGCGCUUCCAGAGUAUGACACUGAUGAUCUUUACAAACCCGCUUCGACGGAUGCAUCCAAGGAGCGACAGCGACAGGAGCAAGGCAACAGCUCCGGAAACAAACCCCCGGUCUGA